This is a messenger RNA of Pieris napi, 704 nucleotides long. RefSeq names its product lipase member H-like. Bases 6 to 704 code for a protein of 232 amino acids. Gene Ontology annotation, molecular function: lipase activity. The transcript has 6 exons. The record is from RefSeq and is a predicted model, not a curated record. Lineage: Eukaryota; Metazoa; Arthropoda; Insecta; Lepidoptera; Pieridae.
UUACAAUGUUUAUUCAACUUUUUGUAAUAUUUCUCAGCCUAUACCAUGUUAAGUCCGCGGACUUAUGGGUUUUCGACAGUAAUGGCAGUUAUACGUCAACGCCGCUGAAAUCGCCUUUAGGCCUAUUAAAUUCAUCGUUCAAUGUGACGUUAGACACGGUGUUUUUUGCGUUUGGAUUUAAUAAUACGCCUAGUACAGUCACAGUUAUAGCUAUAACAAAGGCAUACAUAGAACUCAAACAGAACACUGAUAUGAACUAUGUACUUCUAAAUUGGGAAAAAGAAGCGUCUACUGAAAUCGCGGGGCCCAUUAUUCAUUACCCAACUACAGGCAUUCUCAACGCUAAAAGAAUUGGCGAGGCCUUGGGUGAUGCACUUCUAGAAUUGUCAAACCACGGACUGGAUUUGAAGCGCGUACAUUUAAUGGGACACUCACUUGGAUCUCAUCUAGUGGGUCACGCUGGUAAGCAAACAACAAAACAACAAAAACCCGUUGGAAGAAUCACCGGUUUAGACCCAGCAGGGCCCCUAUAUGAUAGUCCUACAUUACUACAUCCGUUACGAGAGACUGAUGCCAUUUUCGUAGUAGGUAUCCAUAGUGACCCUGUCGUAUAUGGUACAUCAGAAAAUGUCGGGCAUGUUGACGUUUGGCUUAAUUGUGGCAUGAGACAUCAACCAGGCUGUCGUGAGAACUCUUUAGCAUGA